Prosopis cineraria is the source of this 2085-nucleotide messenger RNA. RefSeq names its product tRNA (guanine(37)-N1)-methyltransferase 1. Gene Ontology annotation, biological process: tRNA N1-guanine methylation. Gene Ontology annotation, cellular component: cytoplasm. NCBI's taxonomy places the organism in Eukaryota, Viridiplantae, Streptophyta, Magnoliopsida, Fabales, Fabaceae. The record is from RefSeq and is a predicted model, not a curated record.
CACAGAUCCACAGCAGCAAUAGCAAUAGCGAACAAGCAACUUGAGCUUCGUCUUCCUCUUUCUCCACCCCUCAAUACUUGCUAAUUUCCAUUAUCUUCUCUCCCAUUGCUGUGCCUAACUCUCUCCCCUUCAGCCUCCUCAUCGCACGAUGAACAAGUUAUUUCUUAAAUCUCAUUGUCUCCCUCUGUUAUCAAUCUGCCCAAAAUUUCUCUUCAUUGACAAGUCUUUCAUCUCUUCAUUAUCUAUGUCUCAUUUGUCCUCCCCCGUAGCCAAUACCAGUUCCGGCUGCUCCUGUCUAUCCCAUUUCCCAGACUCUACUCUAGUCUCCUAUGGGCCUUCACUUCACAAAGGAACAAAGCCAUCUCAAUUUCUCGUCACCAAAAACUCAGUGCUAGAGGAUGGCGAUGAUUUCCUUGAUGAAGAAAGCUUCACCAGGGUCUUCGAUAUCGCAGCGCUUCGCGUUCCUUCUAAAGACUGUUUUACUCUCGAAAGCAGACUCCGAGGUCACCUUUUGAAUUGGCCUCGUAUUCGCAACAUCGUUCGAGUCCCUGGUGAUGACGUCGAUCCCGAGAUUGUGGAGCUAUUGGAAUGCCCAAAUAGCGGCCAUAGUGAUGGUGAAGAAGGUCUUGUCUCCUUGCAUCGUCGAAUUUACGGGAAAGCAGAGGGCGACGGCGACGUUUUAAGUCCGGUGCUGUACAGGGAUAAGCUGGCAAAAACGUUUAAUUCUCGCGGUUUCGUAAAAUUUCGGAACCUUGCGAAGAUCUCCAGGCCGAAGAAGAAAAAGAAGAAGAAAGAGCAGGGGAAUAUGGAAGGAAAUAGGCACCUUCAGAAGAAUGGUUUUGCCGUAGUGGAGGUUCUUGAGGACGAGAAGGAAGGAAGUGUAGAGCUGAAGAAUUUACUAGGUGAAGAGUUUAAAAGCAAUAAAUGGAGGGGAUCGACGAGGUUAUUGCUUUUGGAUGAGAGCUACGCGGGUAAAGCCGUGGAGGUGUUGCCUGAGGCAAUAAAGGCUGUCUUGGCAGAAUAUGGAAAAAAGAGUACAACGUUGACCAUUGAGCUUGUUAAAUGCCAAUUGACUCUGUUUUAUGAUUACUGGCAGAUGAAUGAGAUAUUGGAGGCCUUGCUUCCUGGGUUUAUGAUUGUUCCCUCCGCUUUUGAGACUGUUGGCCAUAUUGCACACCUGAAUCUGAGAGAUGAACAUUUACCGUACAAGAAGCUUAUAGCAAAGGUAGUGUUGGAUAAAAACAAGCCAAAAAUACAGACAGUUGUGAACAAGACUGACUCCAUUCAUAACGAGUAUAGGACCAUGCAGCUUGAGGUUUUAGCUGGAAAUCACUCACUUGUAACCACAGUGGUUGAGAAUGGGAUUCGCUUUCAGGUUGACCUAGCAACAGUGUAUUGGAAUUCAAGGCUUGCAACCGAAAGACAAAGGCUUCUGAGCAGUUUUACACGCAGUGAUGUUGUUUGUGAUGUUUUCUCUGGAGUUGGUCCGAUAGCUAUAUCUGCAGCAAAGAUAGUAAAGCGUGUUUUCGCCAAUGACUUGAAUCCAUAUGCAGUUGAAUAUCUGGAGAGAAAUAGUGUGCAUAACAAACUUGAGAGGAAGAUUGAGGUCUUUAACAUGGACGGAAGAAGGUUCAUUAAAUCUUUGUUUAACAGUGAUAAAGCUCGGGCCAUCACUCAAGUGGUUAUGAAUUUACCGAAUGAUGCUGCGGAAUAUCUAGAUGCAUUCCGGGGAAUAUACAGAAAUAGACCCAAAGAUGGAGGGCUCAAGUUCCCGAAGAUUCAUGUUUAUGGAUUCUCCAAAGCUCAGGAUCCAGAAUUUGAGUUUCAUGAGAGAAUAAGAAUUGCUCUGAUGGAGGUGGCAGUAAAUGUAGACAUGCGACGGGUGCGACUAGUUGCACCAGGAAAAUGGAUGUUGUGCGCAUCAUUUAUCCUCCCCGAGAGUGUAGCAUUCGCAACUACUGCAGUAGUUUCCUAAUCAGUGUAUAUUUAUAAUUUAAUCAUACUGCGCUUGUUUAUACCAUCAAACCUGAUGUGUGUUUGGAGUUCUAAUAUUAUCAAGUGGUAGAUAUUAAAAUCAAUUUUCCA